Messenger RNA from Eptesicus fuscus (big brown bat), 600 nucleotides. Its product is annotated as RNA-binding protein with multiple splicing 2-like. The transcript has a single exon. Gene Ontology annotation, cellular component: cytoplasm. NCBI's taxonomy places the organism in Eukaryota, Metazoa, Chordata, Mammalia, Chiroptera, Vespertilionidae. Gene Ontology annotation, molecular function: mRNA binding. The record is from RefSeq and is a predicted model, not a curated record. Gene Ontology annotation, biological process: negative regulation of smooth muscle cell differentiation. The coding region runs from base 1 to 600 and encodes 199 amino acids.
AUGAACAACCUGAAGCCGGACAAGGAGCACAGCACCAGCACCGGCCCGGGCUCAGGCUCCGGAGGCACCCUGGAGGAGGAGGUCCGGACACUGCUCGUCAGUGGCCUCCCUGUGGACAUUAAACCCAGAGAAUUCUACCUGCUCUUCAGGCCAUUCAAGGGGUAUGAAGGGUCCCUGAUCAAGCUCACAUCGGGACAGCCUGUUGGUUUUGUGAUCUUUGACAGCUGGGCAGGAGCAGAAGCAGCAAAGAAUGGUAUUCGCUUUGAUCCCGAGAACCUGCAGACCCUGAGGCUAGAGUUUGCCAAAUCCAAUACCAAGAUGUCCAAGAACAAGCUAAUGGCUACACCAAAUCGCACCAGCGCUCACCCCACCCUAGGAGCACACUUCAUCGGAUGGGACCCCUAUGACCUGAUGGGGACUGCUCUGAUCCCCACAUCCCCAGAGGCCUGGACCCCCUACCCUCUGUGCACCACAGAGCUGACCCCGGCUAUCUCACACACUACGUUCACCUACCCAGUCGCCACCCUGCAUGCUCAGAUGUGCUGGUACCCUUCCUCUGAUACCACCCAGCAAGGAUGGAAAUACCAUCAGUUCUGUUAG